Messenger RNA from Chroicocephalus ridibundus (black-headed gull), 10052 nucleotides. It is a transcript of the gene HDAC9, whose product is annotated as histone deacetylase 9. Gene Ontology annotation, biological process: negative regulation of transcription by RNA polymerase II. The record is from RefSeq and is a predicted model, not a curated record. The transcript has 28 exons. Gene Ontology annotation, molecular function: histone deacetylase activity. NCBI's taxonomy places the organism in Eukaryota, Metazoa, Chordata, Aves, Charadriiformes, Laridae. The coding region runs from base 278 to 3604 and encodes 1108 amino acids.
CACAGGCUCGGCCCCGCCGCCCGCCGGCGCUAUGGCCACCUAAUCCCCGCGGCAGCCGCCGUCGCCGCAACUUUUCCUCCCCGCUCCGCUCCUUCCCCCGGCGCUCUGGUGGAAGAUGGCAGUUGUGGGAAAGACUGGAAGUUGCAGCCCGCGAGCGAAGGGAUAAGGCGGAGGCGCGGGAAGAUUCUACCCACUUCUGGAAGAACCUCAAAAUCUGAAGAACUUUUGCCACAGUUUGGCUUUAGGCUGUCAACAAACUACCAUUCCAUCAAGAGCAAUGAGCUCCACAACACCAGAUGGGGUUUCUGGACGCGAACAGCUCUUGGCUCAGCAAAGAAUGCACAGUAUGAUCAGCUCAGUGGAUGUAAAGUCGGAGGUUCCCGUGGGAUUAGAGCCUAUCUCACCAUUAGACUUGCGAACUGAUCUCAGGAUGAUGGUUCCCAUGGUGGACCCAAUUAUGCGUGAAAAGCAGCUACAGCAGGAACUACUUCUGAUCCAGCAGCAGCAGCAAAUUCAGAAACAACUGCUGAUUGCAGAGUUUCAGAAGCAGCAUGAAAACCUGACCCGCCAGCAUCAGGCCCAGCUCCAGGAGCACAUAAAGUUACAACAGGAACUCCUAGCCAUUAAACAACAGCAAGAACUCCUUGAAAAAGAGCAGAAACUGGAGCAGCAGAGACAAGAGCAGGAACUGGAGAGGCAUCGGAGGGAACAACAGCUUCCUCCCCUCCGAGGCAAAGAAAGAGGCCGAGAAAGGGCAGUGGCCAGUACAGAAGUGAAGCAGAAACUUCAAGAGUUCCUGUUGAGUAAAUCGGCAACAAAAGACUCUCCAGCAAAUGGGAAGAAUCAUUCCAUGAGCCGCCACCCCAAGCUCUGGUACACGGCUGCCCACCAUACCUCACUGGAUCAAAGCUCUCCACCCCUGAGCGGGGCCUCGCCACCAUACAAAUACACUUUACCAGGAGCGCAGGAUGCCAAGGAUGAUUUUCCACUUCGUAAAACGGCUUCAGAGCCCAAUUUGAAGGUACGUUCACGGUUAAAACAAAAGGUGACAGAAAGGAGGAGCAGUCCUUUACUCAGGAGGAAGGAUGGAAAUGUUGUCAGUUCAUUCAAGAAGCGACUUUUUGAGGUGACAGAAUCCUCGGUCAGUAGCAGCUCCCCUGGAUCAGGUCCCAGUUCCCCAAGCAAUGGUCCAACCAGCAGUAUAACAGACAACGAAACCUCAGUUUUGCCAUCUAACAUUCAAGCUGAGCAACUGGUUUCACAGCAACGCCUGUUGGUACAGGAUGAAUCAGUGAACUUGUUGAGUCUGUACACAUCCCCUUCUCUGCCCAACAUUACUUUGGGACUUCCAGCAGUACAACCUCAAAUCAGUGGAGUCAGGGAGUGCUCCAGGAAAAGUAAUAGCUUCCCACUACUACAGGCUUCAUCGUCAUUCAAAGAAAAGCAGAAGGGAGAGACCCAGUCGCUCAGACAAGGAGUGGCCUUGGCUGGACAGUAUGGGGGGAACAUUCCUCCGUCCUCAACUCAUCCACACGUUGCUUUGGAAGGAAAGCCAAAUAGCAGCCACCAAGCUCUCUUGCAGCAUCUGUUACUGAAAGAACAAAUGAGACAGCAAAAACUUCUUGUGACUGGAGCGGUUCCUCUUCAUCCACAGUCUCCUUUAGCAGCAAAGGAGAGAGUCUCACCUGGCAUAAGAGCUGCCCACAAACUGCCUCGCCACAGGCCCCUGAAUCGAACCCAGUCAGCUCCUCUUCCUCAGAGCACUUUGGCCCAGCUGGUCAUCCAGCAGCAGCAUCAACAAUUUUUGGAGAAGCAGAAACAGUACCAGCAGCAGAUCCACAUGAAUAAGAUGCUCUCUAAGUCCAUUGAGCAGCUCAAGCAGCCUGGCAGUCACCUGGAGGAAGCUGAGGAAGAGCUUCACGGCGAUCACGCCAUGCAGGAGGAGCGAGCUCCCGCCAGCGGUGCCAGCGUUAGGGCCGAGAGCAGCAGUGCUGGUGUGGAUGACAGAAUAGGACAGCAGGUGGGGGCUGUGAAAGUCAAAGAGGAGCCACCGGACAGUGAUGAGGAUGUUCAAACCCAGCAAAUGGAAUCUGGGGAGCAAGCUGCUUUUAUGCAACAGGAGUUCCUGGCGCAUCGGCGUGUCCACCAGUUGCAAAUCUACCAAGCUCAGAUGGCUACAGUUGGCAUGGCGGGAUUAGAUAAACAUCGGCCGGUGUCCAGGACCCCGUCUUCCCCUGCUGAUUCCACAUUACCUCACCCAGCCAUGGACCAGUCCAGCCAGCAUGUCUACACGACCGGUGUUGUGUACGACAGCCUGAUGCUGAAGCACCAGUGCAUGUGUGGCAACUAUGCUAAUCACCCUGAACACGCCGGAAGGAUCCAAAGCAUCUGGUCAAGGCUGCAAGAAACUGGGUUGCUGAACAAGUGCGAGCGAAUUCGAGGUCGAAAAGCCAGUCUGGAGGAAAUACAGCUGGUUCACUCUGAACAUCAUUCACUGCUGUAUGGCACCAGCCCCCUGAACAGACAGAAGCUGGACCCCAGGAAACUCCUAGGAAACGUGUCUCAAAAACUCUUUUCCUUGUUGCCUUGUGGGGGACUUGGGGUGGACAGUGACACCGUUUGGAACGAGCUGCACUCGGCCGGGGCGGCACGCAUGGCGGUGGGCUGUGUCAUCGAGCUGGCGGCCCGCGUGGCCUCCCGGGAGCUGAAGAAUGGCUUUGCUGUUGUAAGGCCCCCAGGCCAUCAUGCUGAAGAAUCAACAGCCAUGGGGUUCUGCUUUUUUAAUUCGAUUGCAAUUACUGCCAAAUACUUGAGAGACAAGCUAAAUAUAGGCAAGAUAUUGAUUGUAGAUCUGGAUGUUCACCAUGGCAACGGUACACAGCAGGCUUUUUAUGCUGACCCCAGCAUCCUGUAUGUUUCCCUCCAUCGCUAUGAUGAAGGCAACUUCUUCCCCGGCAGUGGAGCCCCAAAUGAGGUUGGAAGUGGCCCUGGUGAAGGAUACAACAUAAAUAUUGCUUGGACAGGUGGCUUGGAUCCUCCUAUGGGUGAUGUUGAGUAUCUCACAGCAUUCAGGACCGUGAUUAUGCCAGCUGCCAAUGAGUUUGAUCCAGAAAUUGUCCUGGUGUCAGCGGGAUUCGAUGCCGUGGAAGGCCACGACCCUCCGCUGGGCGGGUACAAAGUCACAGCUAAAUGUUUCGGUCACCUAACCAAGCAAUUGCUGAAGCUAGCGGAUGGCCGUGUUGUGCUGGCACUGGAGGGAGGACAUGACCUUACUGCCAUCUGUGAUGCAUCUGAAGCCUGUAUAAACGCCCUUUUAGGAAAUGAGCUGGAGCCUCUCCCAGAAGAUAUUGUGCACCAAAUCCCCAAUAUGAAUGCAAUAGCUUCUUUAAAAAAGACCACUGAAAUUCAAAGCAAGUACUGGAAGUCAGUGGAGCCGUACUCUGUGCCAGUGGAUUGUGCUCUGGCCGAGUCUCAGAAACGAGAGAGGGAGGAGACAGAAACGGUAUCUGCUAUGGCCUCUCUUUCAGUGGAUGUCGAGCAGUGUAUCCUUCAGGAAGGCAGCAGAGCUGCUGGCGAGCCCAUGGAAGAAGAGCCAGCCUUGUGAAGUGCCAAGUCCUCCCUGAUAUUUCCUGUGGGUGACAUCAUUGUGUAUCCCCCCAAAGCACCCUCAGACAUGUCUUGUCUGCUGCUUGGGUGGCACAGAUCAGAUGGAACAUAAACACUGGGCACAAAACUCUGAAUAGCAGCUUCACUUGUUCUUUGGAUGGACUUGAAAGGGCCCUAAAGAUUCCUUAAAUGUAACCGCUACAAUUCUAGAGUUACAGUAAAACGGGCUUGGGAGAAAGAGCCUAGAGCAUGCUUUUUAUAUGCUGUUUGACCCGCUCACCAACAUAAAUUGUGAAAUAGAGUAUUACAAAAUUCUACGUGAUAGAUUAUAGAUACAAGAAUUGCAACAGCCAGAGAAAUACUCGGUAAACUCCAUGAAUCACUUUCUGACACUUUUUACUGGGUACUUUUUUUCAUACUGUGUUAAAUUGUUAAUAGAAUUUGUUUUCUUUGCUCUGUGUAAUGAAAAAAACAACCGACCUUUAUUUUACGUGCCAUUUUUUAAACCCCUGUAAUGAGUUCUUAGCUGAAUAAGUGAAAGGUGUGUAAAUUACAAUGAGGGAUUUUAGCUAAAGGGAAAGCACUUCUUAUUGUACUAUAAAUCCCCCGAAGUCCUGUGCUUGGUGGUGCUUUAUUUUCUUUUCCCUUUUCCCCACCAUCCCUCCCCGUUUUGUGUAAUCUUUUGGAUCAUAAAAACACAUUCAUGAUUCUCUAAAAAGAGCGAUCUUCUGCCUUUAAAAAAAAAAGUGCUGUACCCUCCGUAGUUGACAGUAGCUCUCACCAUAUGUGCAGCAGAGAUCAAGUAGUCUCUGAAAAAUGGAUGGCUUUUCAAAUGUGUUUUGAGUUUGUUCCGAAAUGUUUCUGCGUCCUGACUCUAAGAGCAGCGAUCUUCAGUAAGUGCGUGCAGCUCAUUUGAAGCUCAGGUGUUUCUGUGGAGGUUGUGUUGGGGGUGCUUUUUACAGGUCGUCAUGUGAAUACGAACUGAUUCUUUUAUGUAGUCCUGCCCUGAGAGAACUGAUGUUGCUUAAGAAGCUUCAAAGGGUUUAGGCUUUAUUUUAGAUCCCCGAAGUGCAGCACGAUCUCCCUGCAACGUGACUUUAGCUGUUUAAUUCCGUGUUUGAGAACGUAACAUAGAGUUGUGCCUUUAGCUGAUAAUGAACGCUUAAACUGUUACACGUGUUGCCUUACCGUCAGAGAAAGAGAUAGGGCAUGUAUGUAAGACUACUUCAAAUGAGCAAAACUCUACUACAGCAACUUUUAUUUUGUUUACAACUUUCUCACCUAAUGAACCCUGGGAGAUACCUUGAAGUAUUUGACUUGCAGUAUUUGAUAGCUCACCCAGCUUUUAAAAGCAAGUGAUGUUCAUUUUUAUAUAUUUUCCAAACUCCAAAAGAUAUAUUAAAGCCAUAAGUGAAGACUGUCAUGCUUUUUAUUCUGAAAUCUGAAAGGACCCUUAAUUAAAACAAGAUUUUGGGGAAGGCCAUGAUAUGAAAGAUAUGGAACAAUAUGGUUUCAGUUAUAGGCAGACUCAAACCUGUAAAUCAAAGAUGAAAGAUUUCACUCAAAUAGAAUUAUAUAAUUCUCUUUUGUUAUGCAGUCAGACUAUAUCUUUCAUGCAUUUGGGUUUGUUUACGAUUAGCAUUUUAAUUUUAAAGACUUUUAUUACUUAUACAAAAGCUCUCUGCUACAAGUUAGAAAUCUGAGGCAUGCUUUGAAAAGGGAAAUCUAAAAAAGGAAUGUCAUUUCCUAUAACGUGAAGUAAACUUUUAUUCUGAAAGGCUCACUCUAAAAUGGAUGUAUGCCUCUCAGAAAGUGAAAUAAAAUUCUACCCCCCAUUUACAAGCCAAAAUCAUGCUCAUUUUGGUAAUGCAAAGGGUCUCAGCAGGCUAAAUUAACUCCUGGUGUAAGCCACCUUGCCUGACUUUGGGCUGUUCUGAAGCGGUUGUUCACAUGACUAAAGCAAUCAGGAGUUCAUCCUGUAUUUUCAGCAGACUUGUGAUGGCAAUCUUGCUUGCCAUUUACUGCAAUUUUCUUGUGGUCAUCAAAGGAGUUUCCCUUCAAGGAAACCAAGGACCAUAGCUGAUGAGUUGGGUAAUUUGUAGAGCUUUUCACAUUUUGAAAUAAUGGCUGCUAAAUUUUAAUUGAGUGAAUAGUAAAGACCGUUUUAAAACUCACCCCACAAAUGCAAAAUCUGCUCGUGUCUUUAGCUUGCAUGAAAUUGAAUAUGAAUUGCAGCCUGAAAUGCGAGUUAUAAACUUUACCAAUUAAAGUCUAUAUUCUGGGGUGGAAAUCAGCUAAAGCUGUCCUUUGUAGCUGGAAAUGCUUUUAAAAUGCCAGAAUAAUUUGAAUUAAACCACAUGAUAAACUCACACUUAUGCAUUUGUACGGGCGUACUCCCAGACAGACAUCUAGUCAUGCUAUUGGUUUAAGUUAGGAUCAUUUGGAUAAGCAAAUGUGCAAAUAAACUGCACACAGAUUGUGUCCAGAACUCUGUUCUCACUGAACUCAAUAGCAAAAUCCUCUUUGAUUUCAAUGAGGGACGGAUCAGGCCCUGCUUUUUUUUUUUUCCUUUCUUUAAGUCCAGAACACCACUACUUUUUGAUUAUGUCAUUACAAGGCACCGUACAGCCCUCUGGGAAAUGAUCGAGGCUUAUGGUGAAUAUCAACACUUCCUUCAAAGCAGACCUGGGCUUUUGGAGAGGGCAGUUUCACUUGCUGCUGUUUUCUUCUCACAGUAUUUUUUAUUACCAUCAACAGCUCCCCAUGGAUUGCAGUUAAAAUAUCUCCCAGCAAUUUUAGACAUACUUCCAGGGAAAUAUUCACAUGCAGGCUCUUAAAAAUGCCCAGUUUUAGCUGGAUUCAACAACAAAUUCCAAGAAUUUCAGAAAGAUGCGUGAAUUGCAUGUUUCUCCAUUUCUAAUGUCCAAAUUCAGAGCUUUGGGAGCUGUUUUUGAAGAGACGUCACAGUCUCACGUCUCCCCUAGACCUCAGUUUAGGCUAGGGAGAUUGACACCUCUGAAAAUUAAGUCCCAGAUUAUUUCAAGCUGGCUGCCAAAAUAUCUACAUCUGAGUUUAGAUUACUUCUAAAAAUGAACUGAAAUGCAUAAAUGAGAUGGGAAAAAUGGUGGGUUUUGUGUGUGAUUCCGUGGAGAAGGUGAAGCUGAGGAGGUGGCAGAGAGCUCUUGGAGCCAGGGUGACCCUCUGCCCGGUGCUGGUGGCAUGGGGGCUGCAGGUGGGCAGCUCGACGUCCCACAGCACCACCACCCCAGGCUGCCAUUGCCGUUAGCAGCAAAUCCUUGCCUCGCAGGGGAUGGAUGUGGGAAUUUGCCCUCUGCCUCUGGAUCAAGGUGCCCCUAAGACACCAACCUCCAGAACAAGGGAUGCCUCUGCAAGUACCGCUGACGUGCUUGCUCCAGUUCAUGCUCUACCCUAGUGUUAGGGACUAAAUAUUAAGCUCAGUGGGGCUUUUCUUGUUUGCUUGUAUUCUUAGGUCCUUAAAUUCAUAGUAGAAACUGAAAGCUAAAAAGUCAUAUGACUCAGGAUAUCAAGAAAAGCAUUAUUUUUAUCCAGCUUAAUGCUUUUACCUGGGCUGGGGUGGGAACAACGAUGAAGAGUAAAUCUCAGAACUACUAAAACCUAAGAGUGUCUUGCACUUCAUUUUCAGACUCUUUGUGCAGGAUUUCUGCAUGUGCUCAUUUGGCUUUAAUACAAUCUACAGCAAUGAAGUGCUUGAUUAUAUGAUCCUUUUUCAGGCAAAAUUCCUAGCAAGUAAUCAAAGCUCAUGGGAAUUUUGCCAAUGCAAAGAUGACAGAAUUAGUCCCUUUUUUAAUUACGUAUCUUCCUAAUUUUACUUUCAGUGAAAAUGAAGUAACCAAUUCCAGGCAAGUGAAUCUGAGGAAAAUAAAAUCAUUAAGCUAUCUUAAAUAAACAUCAUAAAAGAAAAAGAAAACACAAACAGCUGUUACGCCAAUGAAGAUGGCUGUUUCUUUACUUUGCAAAAAUUCAACAGCAUGCUGCCAGCUGAAUGAAAGUGGCAAAACGAAUCCCUCUCUAGAGAAUGUGGUAUUUGAGUUGGUGUCUUAUCUAAGUGCAGCCUCCCUCAAAAGCUGAGAGUCAUAACCGGAGAUGAAAUAUUAGAAAGGUUUCGCUGCAGCCAGCACCAGAAGUCCUGUAGAGAACAAGAAUGUAGAGACUGACUAAUUUGUGUAGACAGACAGCAGGACACUUUCGGGGCAAUGUGUCUGGGACGAAGAAUUAGAGGGAACUUUUCCAAAGGCGCUGAUGGCUGUGAGGCAACUAGCUUCUAUUAGCUUGCAGGGGCAAGGAGAUGCCCAGCGAGCAUUUAUUCUUUGGGAGAAGCCCCCUCCGUCCCACAAACAUGCCCACACGCAGGCAGACGGGAACCUCGCUGUACACAUCUUUGUCCUAAGCAGCAGCAGCAGCCGCCAGGUGUGCUGUCCCGACCCCUGUGCUCUGCAUUUGCCCGAGAAGUUAUCAGCCCCUACCAGACACUUCAUAACGCGACUGAUAGGGGAGAUUUUUUGUAAUUUUUGUUUUUUCUCAAUAGUGGCCUUUCCAGAAGUGUAGCAGUGCACGGUCGAUGUGUUUUAAAAGGUCACAAUAGAGCUUUGUGAACCAUUGUAUUUUUUAUUUUUUUUUUACAGACUCCAUAUGGAAGUAAAACAGAAUAUGUACAUGGGCGGAGGGGGGGAACCUGCUGGGAAAGAAUUUCUCUGAAGUCGAGUUUCUGCUACCUGCUUUUCAGACUGGUUUUGGAGGAGUUUGGAUUUUUAAUUAUCAUUUAAGCUUUUAGUUUUUUACUCGCUUUGGUUUUUUACCUGUAGUUGAAUUCAGCACAUAGAACACCACCCAAAAAAAGUCUGUCUUUUCCGACAGAUGCCCCUGCCCUCGGUGUGGGAAUGAGAAUAGCUUAUCUUUGUCACUUCUAGCAGCAAUUAAAUGCUUCAUUUUUGUGACAGAUCCAAACUAGAGUGGUAUUUUAUGAGUACGAUUUAGCUGGCUGUCUGCUGAUUGUUAAAAAAAGAAAUUGUGAAACUCGCAUUCCUCUCUAACCUCAAAAGGGACCCAUUUUGAUUUUAACAAUGUAAUAUUUUCACUUGAUCCAAAAGGUUUUUGUCCCAUGACAUCUUGUUACUAGCUCGGUUUUAGUCUUUAGCAAAUAACACACCACAGAGAGCGAAGACCGAAAAGGACAUUCCAGCAACUAUUAAUUAUAUCUCUUCUGCACAAUCCUUCAUCCUCCUCUAGUGCCAUGCUCUGUGGUUCAGCAUAUUAGAAGAGUUUAUAGCAAAAUAUAAAUUGUUCUGUGCCAUCAAAGAUGCUACUAUGCGGAUGUUAAUUAGUACAUUGUGAGUUGGGCUGUAACUUAUAAGGAAGACAUGCUCCUGCGUGCAUGGUCUAAAGGCAAGUGACGCAUGAAACCAAUGGCACUGGUACUGUGCAGUGAGAGUGAUUCUGUGCUAAGAUCUCCACACAUUAUCCCCUUCCCGACGGUGCGCCUGCAUGGCCAGAGGCACGUUUGCAAUUGCCGAGCUGUAGGAUGCCCUGAUUCAAAGACCACUGAAAUCCCUUCUCUGACAAGCUUUGAGUAAGAUCUGGGAGACAGCUAGAGAAGAAACCUUAACUUUGCAAUCAGCCACACACAAACUGUAAAAAAAGCACAGACAAAAUUCGGAACUCAGCCCCACAUGCCUGUUUUUGAUACAAAGUGCCAGCUCUGCUUCUAGAAAAGUCUGUGUGAAAGAGCAUUGACACCAGUGGAUAUAUCCUAUUGACUUCAGCCAGCUUCAGGAAGGCAUAUAUGCCAUAUGUUAUGGGAACAGGUUCAUACUCAUGUCUCUUGCUGCUUAGUUUACUGCUAUUUUAAAUUUAUUGAUUGGCUUAAUAUUCCAAGUUAGGAUGCAGUAGGAAAGCAUAAAGCAAUACCUGGUGAAGUCAUAACAAAAGAUUUCAAAGCAAACUUAUUACCGUGGGUUUUUACAACACUGACUUUUUGGUCUAGGGAUACACAGCUGAAAUGUCUAUUUUUUUUUCUUGGGAAAUUGAUGUUGCUAUCUGUUUCUAUGAUAAAAAACAGUCCUUUUGCUCAGAGCACUAGAAGUUUAUCUGUAAUUUGUCUUUCCAGGCAGAUCAGAUUCUAAGGGAUAAAGCAUCAGUGGGACCGACCCAAAGGGCAAAAUUUUUAAAGGUCAAUAGUAAUAUUUCCACAAGAGUAAAUGGAACCUGUGGAUUAUUGUUAUUUUUCCUGAUACAUUUUUGUAUCUGAAAGCAUCUAAUGAGUAAUGUUAAGUAACAUUGUGCUCCAAAAUGUUGUUGAUUAUAGAUAUAUGAGCAUUGGAUUGGCGUGAAAUAGUCUUCAACCGAGUUGUUAAAAUCCCUUUUGUUUUGUGUUUUGUAUAAUUCUUUGGCUAUAGUCUUGUCCUAGU